Molecule: messenger RNA, 3375 nt
Organism: Archocentrus centrarchus (flier cichlid)
Lineage: Eukaryota; Metazoa; Chordata; Actinopteri; Cichliformes; Cichlidae
Product: protein NLRC3-like
Exons: 10
Coding region: 127-3375 (1082 amino acids)
Molecular function (GO): protein binding
Source: RefSeq, a predicted model, not a curated record
ACCACUCUGUGUGGGGAACAUGAGAGCCAGACCAAAGCUCAGAGGAACCAACCUGAACCUGAACCUGAACCUGGACCUGAACCUGGACCUGAACCCAGCUGUGUGUCCUUAAAGAGCGACUGGUCAAUGGAUCGUCCUGUUAACUAUAAAUCAGGUGUUCCUCCUCCUGCAGAGAGAGUGGAUCAGGAGAGCUCAGAGGUUCCCAGUGGUCAGUCUGCCCAGCAGCAUCAAACACAGCUGGACUCCAUAUUUAUGCUGCUGGAGGACAACAUCAUCACUUUUGUGAAGAAUGAGCUGAAGAAGAUUGAGAAGGUUCUGAGUCCAGAUUACCCAGAAUGCUUAGAGAGUCAUGGGGAGGGUGACGCAGUCUUGGAGGUUGAGGAUGAAGAGCAGAAGAGAAGUAGAGAGGCUUUUGUGAAGAUCACACUGCACUUCCUGAGGAGAAUGAAGCAGGAGGAGCUGGCUGACCGUCUGCAGAGCAAAUACAUUGCUCUACUCUGUCGACAAGAACUUAAAUCUGCUCUGAAGAAGAAGUUCCAGUGUGUGUUUGAGGGCAUCGCUAAAGCAGGAAACCCAGCCCUUCUGAAUCAGAUCUACACAGAGCUCUACAUCACAGAGGGAGGGACUGCAGAGGUCAAUGAUGAACAUGAGGUCAGACAGAUUGAAACAGCAUCCAGGAAACCAGACAGACCAGAAACAACAAUCAGACAAGAAGACAUCUUUAAAGGCUCACCUGGAAGACAUGAACCAAUCAGAACAGUGCUGACAAAGGGAGUGGCUGGCAUUGGGAAAACAGUCUUAACACAGAAGUUCACUCUGGACUGGGCUGAAGACAAAGCCAACCAGGACAUUCAGUUCAUGUUUCCAUUCACUUUCAGAGAGCUGAAUGUGCUGAAAGAGAAAAAGUUCAGCUUGGUGGAACUUGUUCAUCACUUCUUUACUGAAACCAAAGAAGCAGGAAUCUGCAGCUUUGAAGACUUCCAGGUUGUGUUCAUCUUUGAUGGUCUGGAUGAGUGUCGACUUCCUCUGGACUUCCACAACACUGAGAUCCUGGCUGAUGUUACAGAGUCCACCUCAGUGGAUGUGCUGCUGACAAACCUCAUCAGGGGGAACCUGCUUCCCUCUGCUCGCCUGUGGAUAACAACACGACCUGCAGCAGCCAAUCAGAUCCCUCCUUGGUGUGUUGACAUGGUGACAGAGGUCAGAGGGUUCACUGACCCACAGAAGGAGGAGUACUUCAGGAAGAGAUUCAGAGAUGAGGAGCAGGCCAGGAGGAUCAUCUCCCACAUCAAGACAUCACGAAGCCUCCACAUCAUGUGCCACAUCCCAGUCUUCUGCUGGAUCACUGCUACAGUUCUGGAGGAUGUGCUGAUAACCAGAGAGAGAGGAGAGCUGCCCAAGACCCUGACUGAGAUGUACAUCCACUUCCUGGUGGUUCAGGCCAAAGUGAACAAGGUCAAGUAUGAUGGAGGAGCUGAGACAGAUCCACACUGGAGUCCAGAGAGCAGGAAGAUGAUUGAGUCUCUGGGAAAACUGGCUUUUGAUCAGCUGCAGAAAGGAAACCUGAUCUUCUAUGAAUCAGACCUGACAGAGUGUGGCAUCAAUAUCAGAGCAGCCUCAGUGUACUCAGGAGUGUUCACACAGAUCUUUAUAGAGGAGAGAGGGCUGUACCAGGACAAGGUGUUCUGCUUCAUCCAUCUGAGUGUUCAGGAGUUUCUGGCUGCUCUUCAUGUCCAUCUGACCUUCAUCAACUCUGGAGUCAAUCUGCUGGAAGAACAACAAUCAACCUCCAUAUGGUCUACAUUUUUCAAAAAGUCUAAAUUACAAUCUUUGCACCAGAGUGCUGUGAACAAGGCCUUACAGAGUCCAAAUGGACACCUGGACUUGUUCCUCCGCUUUCUCCUGGGUCUUUCACUGCAGACCAAUCAGACUCUCCUACGAGGUCUGCUGACACAGACAGGAAGUAGCUCACAGACCAAUCAGGAAACAGUCCAGUACAUCAAGAAGAAGCUCAGUGAGAAUCUGUCUGCAGAGAAAAGCAUCAACCUGUUCCACUGUCUGAAUGAACUGAAUGAUCGUUCUCUAGUAAAGGAGAUCCAACAGUCCCUGAGAUCAGGACGUCUCUCCACAGAUAAACUGUCUCCUGCUCAGUGGUCAGCUCUGGUCUUCAUCUUACUGUCAUCAGAAGAAGAUCUGGAUGUGUUUGACCUGAAGAAAUACUCUGCUUCAGAGGAGGCUCUGCUGAGGCUGCUGCCAGCGGUCAAAGCCUCCAACAAAGUUCGGCUGAGCAGCUGUAACCUGUCAGAGAGAAGCUGGGAAGCUCUGUCCUCCUCUCUUCAACUAGAAGACUGCGAGCUGACAGAGCUAGACCUGAGUAACAACAACCUGCAGGACUCAGGUUUGAAGCUGCUGCUUGCUGGAUUGGAGAGUCCCCGCUGUAAACUGGAGACACUCAGACUGAGUCUCUGUGACAUCUCAGAGAGAAGCUGUGAAACUCUGUCCUCAGUUCUCAGCUCCCAGUCCUCUAGUCUGAGAGAGCUGGACCUGAGUAACAAUGACCUGAAGGACUCAGGAGUGAAAAUUUUAUCUUCUGGACUGGAGAAUCCACACUGUAAACUGGAAACACUCAGGCUGUCAGGCUGCCUGAUCACAGAAGAAGGUUGUAAGUCUCUGGUCUCAGCUUUGAGCUCCAACCCCUCCCAUCUGAGAGAGCUGGACCUGAGCUACAACCAUCCAGGAGAGGCAGGAGUGAAGCUGCUGGAGCAGCUGAGACUGGAAACUCUCAGGGUGGAGCCUGCUGGAGUCCGAUGGCUGAUCCCAGGUCUGAGGAAGUAUUCCUGUCAACUCACAAUCGAUACAAACACAGUGAACACAAAACUACAACUGUCUGACAACAACAGGAAGGUGACACAUGUGAAGGAGGAUCAGUCAUAUCCUGAUCAUCCAGACAGAUUUGAUCAUUGGCCUCAGCUGCUGUGUAGUGAUGGUCUGACUGGUCGCUGUUACUGGGAGGUCGAGUGGAGACGAGAGGUUGAAAUAUCAGUGAGUUACAGAAGAAUCAGCAGGAAAGGAAACAAAGAUGACUGUGUGUUUGGAGAGAAUGAUCAGUCUCGGAGUCUCUUCUGCUCUGAUGAUGGUCCUUUGGGAGUUUAUUACUCUGUCUGGCACAAAAAUAGAAGAACUACCAUCCCCUCCUCCUCCUCUGUCUCUAACAGAGUAGCAGUGUAUGUGGACUGUCCUGCUGGCACUCUGUCCUUCUACAGAGUCUCCUCUGACACUCUGAUCCACCUCCACACCUUCAACACCACAUUCACUGAACCUCUUUAUCCUGGAUUUACAGUCUGGUCUCAUGGUUCCUCAGUGUCUCUGUGCUGA